AAGGAUGAAUAAAGUUUGUAGAAAAUAAACCAGGGCUUGGUGCAAUCAUUUAGUGAUUUUAACGAAAAACUUAAUUAAAAUAAUGUCCAAAUUAUACUCCUUGGAUGAUUCGCCAGUAUUCUGCUCCAAAGUUUGGGGAUCAAACUUCUCUUCGCCAUACAUUCCCAAGAGUGAACCAUUCGAAGAUCCACGGACAGAAAACCUAAGGAAACUGUCUUAUGGAGUGAUAUUACCAAUUAUCUGUACAUUAGGAAUACUGGGCAAUGUAUUGAAUCUCAUAGUUUUGACAAGAAGAAACAUGAGAGGGACAGCCUACAUCUACAUGAGAGGAUAUUCAGCAUCAGCACUUCUAGCUAUAAUAUUUGCAAUUCCUUUUGGAAUUCGUUUAUUGUUUCACCAUGAUGGCGGAAGAUGGCAGCAUUUGGGUGAAGCUUUUUAUACGGCACAUUUUGAAUUAUUUCUAGGGAAUGCGUGUCUAGGUGUUGGUGUAUUAAUGCUUCUAGUUUUAACAAUCGAGCGAUAUGUCAGCGUAUGCCAUCCAUCCCACAUGAGACCGGCACUUGGACCACCAAGAGUAACAGUCAUUUUACUUCCGAUCCUGACAUUCGUAAUUUACCUACCAAGUUUAUUUCGAUAUGAAGUCGUGAAAUGUGUCUUAUUCGCUGAUGGAUCAAUUACUUAUUACAAACGUGAUAAUACGGAAUUUCUACAAACAAUAUUCUACUCGGUAUACAAAGUCAUAUUGGAAAUUGUAUUCAAAUUAGCACCGACCCUCUUAAUAGCAAGCCUUAACAUUCGAAUAAUGAUUGUUUAUCGCCAAACAUGCAAUAAGCGACGAAGGAUGACAUUGUCUCAUACAAAAGACGACGAUUCGAGAAAGUUUGCUGAAGAAAGAAGAUUAAUGUUUCUCUUAGGUAGCACUUCAUUGCUUUUUCUCGUUUGCGUCUCACCCAUGGCCAUUCUACACGUAACCUUAUCUGCAGAAAAUCUCUCGAGCUAUUCUUAUCAAGUGUUUCGUGCUCUAGCAAACUUAUUAGAACUUUUGAACUACUCGAUGACGUUCUACAUUUAUUGUUUGUUCAGUGAAGACUUUCGCAACACGCUGUUGAAAACAAUGAAGUGGCCGUGGUGUGGGGAUAAGAGCAAUUCUAAACGCAAUAAUGAUUUUCGAUUGACAACAACGCAACCCAUCAUUACCCAACAUAAGCUGGCUGUCGCUCAGCAAUUUCACCAACACAGCACAUCAGGAUUUGUGACUGGAAAUGGGAGGUCGAGCAGCAUCUGAUGUCCUUUGCUUUCAAGCAACUUCAAUAAUGAAAUGUCAACGGUUUAAGUUUCUGCACGCUGCGAUUUUGAAGAACUUUUUCUUCAUUUUAUAAUGUAAAUAAUGAUGGUAAUGAACCUG
Messenger RNA from Clunio marinus, 1405 nucleotides. Lineage: Eukaryota; Metazoa; Arthropoda; Insecta; Diptera; Chironomidae. The record is from the annotation of a GenBank genome assembly.